AUGUACCAACUAGCAGUUGCACUGCUACUCUUGGCCGCCGGCCUGCAAUUGGCGCAGUCACAACUGCCACCCAACGCAGCACUGCCAUCCCAAAAGGGUUUGGUACGUUUACUAUUCACCUCGCGAAUUACGGCGCUGAAUCCACAGGUGUCAGUCGCCUGUUUCACCGAUUACAUAGCGUAUUCGAGUGCCAUCGGCGAGGCCUACGGUCGAAAAUACAAAAGUUGCCUGCUCGAAGCGAGCGAGGAACGCAAACAAAUUGAUAGCGAUUCAGUGUUGGAGCGUCGUGAAAUUGUCGAGGCUUCAGAGGCGGUCUGUAGCAGUCUACGUACGUGUAACGACUUGAACAACACAUUGGAGCUGUUCAAUUGUCAUACGAAAAUUGGCACAGACAAUACCAAAUCCACAUACAGCAUUUCAGGCAAUGCCUCGCAAUAUGCCACCGUAUUGCAAGAACGUUAUCGCCUAAUCGAUUUGCAUCAUGAACAAUGUUGUAACGCUGCCGAACGACGAUAUGUAACCGAUACGGCUAACAACUACAACUAUCUGCAAAGUUGUCUGGAGGGCACGGUCAAACCACGCCCUCCUCCUACAGUCGCGCCAGCAAUAAGUACAACAGCAAGUAGUAGCACCAGUUCCACAUCCACCACGACAACUACAAGUACUACAACAACGACCACCGAAGCGCCACCAUUGCCACCGUUCGAUACAACGCCAUCAGCACAACCGCCACCACCACCGUUGUUGGGCGAUGAAGUAACCACUACCGAGCAAAAUCAAGGGAUUCAAGCACAAGUUGACAAGAUUUUAAACUUGUUAAAUUAACCUCCGGUAGAAUUAAACGAUUCUUCGGGGGUUAAGUAUGAAAUAGAAGCAAUGGACAAAUACAUAGGGGAGAACGUCCGUAGUUUACAAAGCUUUAGAGGUUGAAAU
Molecule: messenger RNA, 933 nt
Organism: Rhagoletis zephyria (snowberry fruit fly)
Lineage: Eukaryota; Metazoa; Arthropoda; Insecta; Diptera; Tephritidae
Source: RefSeq, a predicted model, not a curated record